This is a messenger RNA of Trypanosoma cruzi, 1227 nucleotides long. RefSeq lists its product as uncharacterized. The record is from RefSeq and is a predicted model, not a curated record. The transcript has a single exon. NCBI's taxonomy places the organism in Eukaryota, Euglenozoa, Kinetoplastea, Trypanosomatida, Trypanosomatidae. Bases 1 to 1227 code for a protein of 408 amino acids.
AUGGAGUGCUGCGUCCACUCCCCGUGCGGUCGCUACCUCGUCCGGUACAAGAACUAUGGCGAGUCGAUGAGCAUCGAUGUGAUACCGAAGACGUCUGCCUUCGAGCCCUCGUCGGACGUUCACUACGUUGCGGUGCUGCGUGAGAGCCACGUGCUGGAGAUCACAACAGCGGCGGGGGUGCGGAAGGAGUUUGCCGGCUUCGCGGACAUGACAUACAACGCCAUGAUUGGACGCUCCCCCAGCGUUAAGUUUUUUGUUGAGACGUGUGAGGAGAUGAAAAGCCGCAUCACAGCGGAGGUGGCGCAGCGCGGCCACGGCACGUCCGACUCCAUCAUUGACGAAAGUGACGCCAGCCAGCUCUCGGAGGCGUCUCGCAUGCAGCGAUUUUUCACUCUAGACUACGAUGUGGACUUCACACGUGCCGUAUUCCCUGUGCCUCUCGUGCAGAUGACGACGGCGGAAAUGAAUGGGACCAUGGACUUGAGGCGCAUGCCUUCGGUACCACCCACCGAGCAGCAGCAACAACGGACAACGCCGCGGCACAGUGGAUUGAUAGAAUUGGGGACGGACAAUGCCAGUAAACCCAGCAAUGCGCAGCUCCAGACGGAGAACGAGAAACUUAGACGUGAGAAUGAGGCCUUGGCUCGGCUGAGUAGGGAGAAGAUGUUGGAGAUGCAGCGUCUCUGCGAGGAUUUCCAGCAGCGUGUCGACGGGGCGUGUGAAGUGGAGCGACUCAAAAAGAAGUUGGCGGGACUUCGAGCGCGGCUGCGGCAAGCGGAGGCGGAACGAGACGAGGCACAUGCGGCAUUUAUGCGGCUGAAGCAGCGGACGCUGCGCUCCUCCCCACGGCCCGACAGAAAUCUUCACAGCGAGAAAGUGAAGCGACGCUCCCGCUUCGACACACCGUCGCCGGCGCCACGGCGAUCAUCUUCGCGUUUUUUGGGUGACUCGCCCGCCCCGCGCGGACGCACCGGCGGUCGGCAGGGAAGAUCCGCCGUGGCAUCAUCGCGUGCCCGCUCGUUGAGCAAUGGCGACAGAAAUGGAGCGACGCUGACGAAGAAGCGACUAUGGGGGGACAGGGGCAGCAGCCGCUGCAGCAGCACCUCCGGGUCGAGGUGCAGCUCACGCGGCAGUUGCGAGCGACUGUAUCGCACCCCCACCGCCAGCAGCCGCAUGCACCAACGCGAAUUGCCCACUCACGCGCCGCGGCGUGCUGUUUUUCGAUAG